UGCGAUCAAAUUGGUGGACGUCCUGAGGGGGCGGGAAAGGAUUUGGGGAUCGCGAUUACUACCGUAUUUUGCACGUAGUUUAAGAGAAAAACAAAAAUCAAUCGUAUUGUGAACUCUACUUAUAAGAAUAUUUGCUUUAGCAUCGUCAUCUUCUUUAGUUGAAGGAGAGCCUGGUUUCUCCUCUUCAACCAGGCGUAAAGCAAUGUCGCCUUUUUUGCCGAAUCAGAGCUUAAAUACGGCUAGAUUAUGUACAAUUUGCGAAAAUGCAUCCCCAUUUAAUGAUGACCAAGACUUUCUUCGAGAGCAUGGAAAUACGGAUGGUACCGGGCGCCUCGUUGCGUCAGAGGAUACCGCAAUACGCACGUCCAGAAUAAGCCAUUUGCGGGAUGACACGCUACCUGAUUUGCCUCAACUUCAUGAAUCCUCAAAGAGAGGUUGCGAUUUCUGCGGCUUUUUACGCUCCGUCAUAACUUGCGAUGACACCCAAGAUGAGAUUCAAAGAGUCUUUGGCACAAGCGGUACUGAUGUAGAUCCCUUAGAGCUUUCGAUUUCCAUUCACUUCCGCUGGAAGUACCAUUAUGAGCAGGAUGUUAGAGGAGAUGGCCUCCUCGGUGCGAUUAUACUCCUGUGCUUUGACGAUGGGAAGGUCGAAAUAGCGCUAUUUUGCCUGGCAGAAGGCAUAUCAGGGUCAGAGACAUCCGACGUAUGGCUCGGCUUGGCCGCACCGCCUAGCCAAAGAUUCUCACAACAACAUCGCCUAGACUGGAUGGCGCAGAUACUUAGCGAGUGCACAGAAAAACACCAGCAUGACAAACGGGGUAACAAUUUCGUUCCGGAACGGCUCAUCGAUGUUCAGAACGCCACUCCACGACUGGUCUUGGGUGCCGACGUCGCGAUUAGUAAGAGUGGCGCCCAGAAACCGCCAUACGUAGCUCUCAGUUACUGCUGGGGACCAGCUGAAGAGUCGAAGAGCCAACUCAAGACCACCACGUCUUCCAUAGCCAAGCGCCAGGCCGCGAUCCAAGAAGCGGAAAUGACCGAGGUCCUGCGGGACGCGAUCAAGGUGACCCGGGCCUUGUCAAUCCCAUAUCUCUGGGUCGAUGCACUUUGCAUUCUGCAAGACGACAUCUCAGACUGGGAGCGUCAAUGCGCGGAUAUGGCUCAGCUAUACCAGAGCGCACACGUCGUGCUAUGUGCUGCAUCUUCUGCUUCCUGCCUCCAAGGAUUCCUAGGUGAGCGGGGGCACCGUAUUCGAAUGCCGUUUCAGUCUACCAGAAAACCUUCUAUUGUCGGCUCGUACUACCUACAUUUCAAAUACGCCGGAUGGUCCCGUGGUUUCAUGUUCAGUGAAGCAUCCGCGGAUAUGGCACACAAUCGCUGGAGUAACCGAGGUUGGGUGUUCCAGGAGAGCUGGUCUGCUUCGCGGAGAUUGGUCUUUGGGAAUUCAAACCUUCAUCUGUGUUGUCCUUCGGGAGUUCAAAGCAUGGGUAGGGAAAGAGAAGCGAAGAAAGAAGAGCCCGACGAGAAUAGUUUAUUUCUAUCUAGACUCGAUACUUGCAGCAGAGAGGAAUUAUAUGCUAGUUGGGCGUCCCUCGUCCGCAAGUAUUCAAGGUUCGAAGAUCACUCCUUCACGAAGGCCACGGACCUUCUUCCCGCUCUCUCUGGUCUAGCAUCGAAAUACCACGAGUAUAACCAAGAUAAAUAUCACGCUGGGCUCUGGGGCGAAGAUCUAUUCCGCGGGUUGAUGUGGUAUUGGGAUGGAGACAGCGAAGAACUGCCAGAACGACAAUGUUGUGCUCCAAGCACGUUCAUGCGCCACAAUGAGUUCUCGGUUCCAUCAUGGAGUCCGCUAGCGCGCGGCUCAUUCGUGACGCAUGGUGCAAUUUAUAAAGACGACGAGUGCCUUGCAAAUUUCCAACCGGAGUACACAGCUCUGGAAGCCAGGACUGAGCCAGUUGGUGCCAACCCCUUCGGUGCUAUACGGGAUAACUGGUCACUUCGCAUCCACAGCUACGUGCUGGAUCUAGCAACGCUCAACCCGCAAAAGCUCGAAGUCUCCGAGGACUUCGCUGGCGGUGAGGGCUCUAGGGGAACCCUGAUAUAUGAAGGUAAGCACCUCGGAUGCUUCGAGCUGGAUUUCGUGUACGACGCGGACGAUAACUGUUACAAUAUGGACUGCGUGAAUGCGCCUGCUUGCAUGCUAGAUGAGAUUUCGCGCUUCCGUUGGGUCCUUCUCGGGAGCUGCAAGGUGAGAGGUAAUGAUGAAAACCCAGAAAGACUGAGACGAGCUCGCGGGGCGUGUGGGCUAAUUCUAUUCUCGCCGCCUGGGUCUGAUGCGCUCCACCGCGUGGGUGUGUUUCUCCCUGGCUUGCCGGAGAAUCAUCACGACGGCUUGCGUCUGCUUAGAAAGCUUGGUGAGAUUAGGACAAUUGUUGUUACUUGAUUUUACACUGAUCAUCUCACUUGGAGUGAGCUUAAGUUGUACGACCAUGUAUUGGCGCUAUGGAUGUGUAAACCAUUCAACAAGUGAAUUUGGAAUGCUCAAUACGGAGUACACGCAUUUCAGCUUUCCCACAGAAGAGAAUAUGCUAAAGGCUAUGACUUGAAUGCUAGUAUGUGCCUUUACGAUAAUCCCCCUUAAUUGAGAGAUGAAAUCCGCAACAUCGGAUGGCACUGCCUUUGAGCAUUGAUGUGCAGUGUGGGUGUGUCAGGUAACAUUCGAUCCGGUAUCGGGAAUGUCGGGAAUGCCUAGCUUGACUGAAUCGGCUUGGGCCCUUGAGCUAGCAUCCUUCCAAUUCACCAUCUCAAUACACUAUAGGUAGACCACAUCGUUCAAAAAAGGGAGGAGUAGAGAUGCGGACAACAGUAGCAUGUGAGCGGUGUAGGUACGUGCGCAUAUCUCGCGUUUCCCAGCUGACGGGCGAUUCCCGAGCCGCGAAAUCUCAAGGUGGCAAAGAUCAUCGC
This is a messenger RNA of Xylaria bambusicola, 2964 nucleotides long. Its product is annotated as heterokaryon incompatibility protein-domain-containing protein. The record is from RefSeq and is a predicted model, not a curated record. NCBI's taxonomy places the organism in Eukaryota, Fungi, Ascomycota, Sordariomycetes, Xylariales, Xylariaceae. Bases 203 to 2443 code for a protein of 746 amino acids. The transcript has 3 exons.